AUGAGCAGCAUCAAUCGCGACAACAAAGCCCCAGCAAAUGAAGCGGAGGCUCAAAAGCAAAACGGUACUAAUAGUCCUGCUGUGGCUGUUGGUGAUGGUGCUCUCGAUGAGCUAGAAAUUAUCAAGAUUGCAGAGGCACGCACAAAAGCAGAGUCCCUGCCCCUGUUAUCUGAAGCCAACCAAAAAAUAGUGGCUACUAAUACUACCACAAGUGAUCGAGCAUCAUCGGGGCCCGCAGCCUCAACACUUCGAGGACAACGAGAUCGCCCAGAUCCUCCCAGGCCACACCAGAGAACAGGCACCACAUCACCAGCUGACACUGAUAAUGGUUUGGAAGAUGACAGCAACAGCGCGGAAUUAUUCAAAAUUUUGGAAGCAAGGGAACAAGCUCUGGCCAGGCAACAGCAGCACACUGACACAUCUGGAAAUAAUCAAGAAAAUAGAGUUGCAAUGUCUAUGAUUGUGGCUGCCCGGGACCAGCAAAUCUCGACGCUAGGGCAAAAUGAAAAUACCACCGGUGCUCUCGAUGAGCUAGACAGUAUCAAGAUUGCAGAGGCACCUGCAAAAGCAGAGUCACCGGCUUUGUUAUCAGAAGUCAACCAACAAGUCGCUACUGGGACCACCAAUGGUAAAGGAGCGUCACCUAGUAGGCCCACAGUCCUCAGAUUUUUACGCAAGAGGGCACCAGCCGUCAAUCAAGAAGAACGCCUGGAAGAAGGAAAUAUCACUGAUGUCCUAUGCAACGAGAAUGUGGGUCAGGCUGCAACAAAUCUGAAUCCAGUCAUCGAUGAAAGCCAACCAGGGGCCUACUCGGGGGCUCCUGGGCUUCCCCCGCAACGGAAUCCGACUCCAAGAUUUUCUCAGUUAGGCAUUGUGGGAACCACACCAAUUUUUUCACCGUCAUUGGAAAUGGAAAUAAGUCAAGAAGAAUCCACAGAGUUUCAAUCUACCAACAUGCCUGACAGUCACUCUGGUUUGAUGGUGGCCAAUCUUGUUGCUGAUCUACGCCACGAGAAUCUACAGUUGGCAGAAGAAUUACAAUCAACCCAUGAGAACGAUAUUGAAGAGCAAAGGGUUGAGAGGAGUAAGCGUGCCAUGCUGAGUGCAUUAAAAUGGCUGCUCUUGGGGGUUGUUCUGAUUGUGGCAGUUGUCCUUGCAGUGGUAUUAGGGACUAGAAACAAGUCAGCAACUAUAGCACAAGAAGCUGUAUCUAGUGCACCAACAACAUCUGUGAUGCCCUCCGUCUCCCCAUCAUCAAUGCCAACUAAGACACUACUGUCAGCCAGGUAUGAUAUCAAGGGGCUUUCAGAAAGUACAGCUGAGUCGAUUGGUAAGCCUGGUUCCCCACAACAACAGGCUUAUGACUGGACAUUUCAACAUCCAAAAUUUGACGAAAUGCCAAAUUGGCGGAAACUGCAGUUGUUUGCAUUGGGAACCUUCUACUUUUCCUUUGAAAACUGGCCAGAUUAUUACCAGUGGAUGGACUACAGCAACACAGAAUGUUCGUGGACAACAGACCUGGACUCCCCAGAGGGAUCUGGCUCAACAAGUUCCGGGAGGCCACCAGGAUAUCGUGUGGGUUUCUGGUGUUCUUUUUCAUCAUCUUGCUGUCUACCUUCCCUUCCCUACCCUUUUGACUCAAACUGCAAUGAUGAAGGUCAUUUCUACUACAUGAAGCUGAGACUCUCAACCUGGGAUGCCCCGCCUAUUUCUGGGACUCUGCCACCUGAAGUAUUCCUCCUCACUGGAAUCACAAUAUUUGAUGUUCGUGAUGCUGGUCUUACUGGAAGUAUUCCUUCGGAGAUUGGUAUGCUUUCCUUGAUGACAGACUUAAAUUUCGCCUCCAAUCAAAUCACAGGACAGAUUCCUUCAGAGAUUGGUUUUCUCACGGAUUUGGACUAUUUGAAUCUUGGCGGUAAUGCCAUAUCCGGUUCGGUUCCAACCAGCAUUGGCCAGACGAAUCUUACUAGGCUUCUCUUGGAAUACAACGAGCUAUCAGGCUCCCUUCCAUCGGAGCUGGGCUUGCUGUCUUUCCUCCAGCGCAUGGACUUGGCAUUCAACCAGAUCACUGGUCCUUUGUCGUCUGAAUUGGGUAGCUUCAAGAGUAUAAGAAGACUGGAUGCUAGGAACAACAACAUUUCAGGUCUGCCUACUGAAUUGGGUCUCAUGACUGAUCUUGUGUAUCUAAUGCUCCGUGACAAUGCCAUUGCAGGAACCCUCCCAAGUGAAAUAGGCAACCUGUCCAACAUGGAAUACCUGAGCCUCGAGCGAAACUUGAUAAAUGGAGCAUUUCCAUCUACAUUCAAUCACUCAAGUGCACGUCAGUUUGAUUUACAAGACAAUAGAUUGACCGACAUCCCCACAGAAAUAGGGAACCUUGGAGACGACAUAGAGCAGUUGGACCUCAGCAACAACAUGAUCGCCACCCUGCCAAGCGAGUUGUUUCUCUUGACAAGCCUUUUCUUGCUUCGGCUAGAUAGAAACCAAAUAGAGCAUUUGCCAAAGGAAGUAGAACAGAUGACAAAUCUGGAUCCUUGUGGUGGGGGCUGGGAUGCGCCAGACCGGUAUUGGCUGACAUUGAAUGGGAACAAGCUAGCAUCAGUACCUACAGAGAUUGGAAGUCUGACAAACUUGCGGUCUUGGAAUAUGGACGGCAACUCUAUUUCAUCAUUUCCUGGUUUUGAAUGGUCCAACUUGACACACUUGCAGUCAAUUCGGCUGUCUCACAACAUGCUAAAUUCUACAAUUCCAUCCGAACUUGGCCUCCUAAUUGAUCUUGCCGAGUUGGAUCUGUCAUCAAACGUCUUGGUUGGGAGCAUACCUUCUGAGUUGGGUGGGAUCGUGGGAAGUGUUUCAAGGUGGAAUGAGACACUCGGUGAAUAUGUUCCACAGGAGGUGCCAAGGGUUAAAAUACUCAAUUUGGGGAACAAUCUACUAAGUGGUUGGUUGCCAUCGGAGCUUGGCCUCUUGACGGAACUGAGAACUCUGGAUUUGUCUCACAACUUGCUGAGCUUCAGCGUUCUAUCGGAAGUUGGUCUCCUGCAGCAGCUCAUUGAGCUGGACCUGUCAUCAAAUGGCUUGAUUGGGAGCAUACCUUCAGAAAUUGGAAAUGUUGAGAACUCAUCUAGCUGUUGGAGGACUAGUUUAUUCUUUGGCGCCUAUGAAUCCGACUGUGCUAUGUUGCUUCUUCUGGACCUUCAUAACAAUUCACUGACUGGCUCACUUUCAACCGAGAUGGCAAGAUUGACUGGAUUAGAAGUGCUGGACAUUUCCUUCAAUAAGAUAUCCGGUCCUAUCCCAUCCGAAUUUGGGCAGCUCAUGACCACUCUUACAAAAUACAAUGCUACACUUGAUGUCAUCUAUGUUGAUGAGAAGGAGACACCCCUGAUCCAAACACUUGAUCUGAGUAACAACCAGCUGAGUGGAUGGUUGCCAUCAGAGCUUGGCCUUCUGACAAGCCUGGAAACUCUGGACUUGUCAGUCAACAGCCUCACAGGAUCCAUUCCCAGUGAGCUGGGGAAUCUGAAUGCCUCUGUCAGCCGAAUCAUGCUGUGGGGCAACAACUUUAGUGGCACUCUGCCCCAAAGUUUGUGCCCCUGGUACUGCACAAGGCAACAGUGCUCUGUGACAGAGUAUGCUAGUGAUACCAAUGGGUCGGUGAUGGUUGCUGGAGAUUGUGGCACCAUGGCUGGGUGGGUGGAAGUGGACUGUUCAGAUGAAUCCCUGCUGGACUGUAUCGUUUGUGAUUGUUGGUAA
Seminavis robusta is the source of this 3756-nucleotide messenger RNA. The record is from the annotation of a GenBank genome assembly. Lineage: Eukaryota; Bacillariophyta; Bacillariophyceae; Naviculales; Naviculaceae.